UCCUUUUUUUUCUUUUUUUUUAUAUUAUCAUGGAAACAAAAGAGACCAAAUGGGUUAAAAGGCCACAGAGUACUGUCAGUCAAAGAAAGGUUGACAAAGAACUACAGCGUAUCAAAAGUUUGGCUGUAGUUUCGGUCCUGAAUAAAAGUUUCCAGGACACGGCACUACCACCACCACCUUCUAGCCGUCCUUCAAUUCUUCCUGUCAUGUCUCCUUCUUCCUCCCUCACUACAAGCUCAACAACUUCUGACCAAGAUAGUUUCUCGAAUCUUAAAGCAAGAUCUCGGUCCAUCUCGCACACUUCUUUCACGGCGACUAAAUAUUCAGCCAAUCGACCUAAUAGUGUCUGUCUGCAGAGCGAUUCUCAGUCUAUUAAAGCACCUUCUUUACCCGAGCCCUUAGAACAAGACAACAGCUUAGAGGCGGAGAAGAAAAUGAGCGAUCACCUCGUGAUUGAUCAUGAAAAAGAAGCACUCAAAAAGCGCUUAGAUGAGCUCCAGACACUCUAUGAUUCAUCAAGUCAAGAAUUAGACCAACUCAAAGUGCAAAAAGAGACACAAACUGAACUUUUAUUGCUGCAAGAUAAACUCAUUCAAGAAAUGACAAGCCAUUUAGAAGAUGUGAACACAAACUCUAUUAACGGCAACACGGAGAAUGAAGACAUUUCUCAAGAAGAUUUAGUACACGCACAUAGAGAACUUAGAGCACUUCGGGCAGAAUUAGAGCAGUUUAGGCCCUUAAAGACAGAAUAUGAAGUCAUUAUCUCAGGCAUGACAAGACAACUUGAAGCUUAUGAACAAAGAAUGGAUGAAAUAGAAAAGAUGGCUCGUGAUAUACAAAAAGAAAACGAAGCACAGCUUUUGUAUAUUGAUACCAAGGUUCAAUCACUUGUAGAUAAACUGCUAGAGAGAAACCAAACAAUCAGCAAAUUGCAAUAUGAACAACAUUUAGAAAAGCAGUUACCAAAACCUGAAGAUACUAAAAGCAAUAGGAGUAACAGUAUCAAAAGUGCAAAUGAUUCUGCCACCAUUUGGGAACAAUUUACUCAUGAAUCUGCCAGUUCUACUCGGUCGUCUUUUGUAUCUACAGACAACAAUUUAACAAAAUCACUUACUGCUCGUUGGAAAGGCACGGUUGUACCUCCAGCUUCACCACCGCCUUCUUUGCCCUUGCCACCUAUUCCAACAACUUCUAGGCCGAAAUCAACCCUGAGUGAAGUGUCUGGAAACUCUAGUAUACAUAUCAAGGAUAACAAACAUAUGUCUAUAGAUGCCGUAGGUGGCGCUAGUCACCGAAGAACAUCUGUUCAAUCUGAAAUAGACGAACAAGCGCUUGAAGCUGCCUAUUACAAAGAAUUUACUGAUCAACUACAGGCUAGACUGUCCAUCUCUAAAGAAAUUGACGAUCUUCGUGUUUGGGAACCUAGUGAUUUUGAAAGAAUACAAAAGAAGCUAGAUUCUAAACAUUGGUCUGAAAACGAAGAUGGAAGCAGCGAAAAGGAUCAGCAUGCUUUCUGGAAAGGCAUGAAGAAGAAGUUACGAGUAUAACUAUGGUCUUUUUAUUUUAUUUUUGUAAUAAGCAUAAUCAUAAUAAUAAAUCACUC
Molecule: messenger RNA, 1603 nt
Organism: Gilbertella persicaria
Lineage: Eukaryota; Fungi; Mucoromycota; Mucoromycetes; Mucorales; Choanephoraceae
Exons: 1
Coding region: 30-1547 (505 amino acids)
Source: RefSeq, a predicted model, not a curated record